Messenger RNA from Psilocybe cubensis, 3684 nucleotides. RefSeq lists its product as uncharacterized. Bases 1 to 3684 code for a protein of 1227 amino acids. Lineage: Eukaryota; Fungi; Basidiomycota; Agaricomycetes; Agaricales; Agrocybaceae. Gene Ontology annotation, cellular component: nucleus; RNA polymerase I complex. The transcript is spliced from 12 exons. Gene Ontology annotation, molecular function: DNA-directed RNA polymerase activity; ribonucleoside binding; DNA binding. Gene Ontology annotation, biological process: DNA-templated transcription. The record is from RefSeq and is a predicted model, not a curated record.
AUGCCAGACGGGUCGGGAAGAAGUCUAUACAAAUCUACUUUCAAUACUCUUGCUCGUGAAGAAUCUUUUAGAAACCCCCCAAAAGACGGCUCAACAUACAAUAUCCUGAACGAGUUUGUCGCCCCGCAUAUUGAAUCUUUUAAUGCGUUAUUUGAUGAUUCAGGAUUGCCUUCUGGAGACGGUGAUGGGAGAGGCCUUUUGAAUCUUUGCUUAAAAGAUAUCGGAGAACGAGUCAUAUUCGAUGGGUCUGGAAGAGCCGAUUCAGAGAACGGUACUGGAGGUUGGGGAAAUAGAAUGAGAGUGUGGAUAGAGCAAGUUACAGUAGCUCGACCUAUGGUUCCUGAUAAAGACAGAACAGCCACGGAGCGCAAAGUAUUUCCAACCGAAGCUCGAGAACGUCUCACAUCAUAUCGCGGUCGUAUGACUAUCAAGAUUUGCUGGACAGACACCUCUGGCCAACAACACGAUACAAUGAAAGAUUGUGGUCUUGUACCCAUCAUGGUUCGGUCGGUUAGGUGUAAUCUGAGGUCUAUGUCAUCUGCAGAUCUUGUCAAACAUCACGAAGAACCUGAAGAAUUCGGCGGCUAUUUUGUCAUCAAUGGUAACGAGCGUCUAAUUCGCUAUCUCAUUCUCCCUCGCCGCAAUCAUGUCAUUUCCUUGCUUCGCCCUUCCUUCACCAAUCGAGGUCCUUCAUAUACCCAGUAUGCUGUUCAAAUUCGCUGCGUACGUCCUGACCAAACCAGCGUUACCAACACCCUUCACUAUCUGCAAAACGGUAGUGCCAUGCUCAGAUUUACAUGGCGAAAGCAAGAAUAUGUAAUCCCCAUAAUGCUCGUUCUCAAGGCCCUUGUUGGUGCUUCAGAUAAGGAAAUAUUUGAAGGAGUCAUGAUGCAGGAUUACGAGAACACCUUCCUGUCGGAUCGAGUUGAGCUACUCCUACGCAGUUUCAAAAUGUUCACAAUGCACACUGGGGACCAAUGUUUGGAAUACCUAGGUGAUAAAUUCCGGGUAAUUUUAGGUCUUCCAGAGGACUGGUCAAAUGCUGCACAAGGCGCCUGGUUGAUCAAGAAGAUGAUCCUGGUUCAUGUCGAAUCGCCCAGAGACAAGUUUAGGAUGCUAUUAUUCAUGCUUCGAAAGCUGUAUUCUCUGGUGUCCGGAGCAUGUUGUGCUGACAACCCUGAUUCACCUCAGCAUCAAGAGGUUUUGUUGCCAGGAAGUCUGUACGGAAUGAUCAUCAAAGAGCGUAUGGAGGACAUUUUGAACAAUAUAAAAAGUAACAUUAUGGCCGACGUCAGAAACGGUUUGGCAGUCGAUUUCAAUGACAAAAGAUACUUUUUGAAGGCAUUAUCGAAAGUCAAUUGUGACAUUGGAUCUAAACUCGCCAAUUUCUUAGCCACAGGUAACCUUAUAUCACCAACCGGUCUUGACUUGCAACAAGCUUCAGGAUUUACCAUUAUUGCCGAAAAAUUGAACUGGCAGCGUUACAUCAGUCAUUUCCGAUGUAUUCAUCGUGGUGCAUUCUUCGCCGAACUCAAGACUACCACCGUCCGUAAAUUGCUACCUGAGGCGUGGGGUUUCUUAUGUCCAGUACAUACCCCUGAUGGGUCGCCAUGUGGUCUCUUAAACCAUUUAUCUCGAUCAUGUCGAAUCGUCACGAGUCCUCUUGCAGUUGCCCACAUACCUGCUCUUCUUGCUGCCCAUGGCAUGACACAGGCAUUCACCCCAUCAAUUGAUGGUCGAAAAAAUCUCUGUGUACAACUCGAUGGUCGCGUUAUAGGAUGGGCCCGACCAUCCAUUGCACAGCAAUUGGCUACCAACCUGAGAAUAUGGAAAACAGAAGGAAAACUGGACGUACCAUUGGAUCUGGAGAUUGGACUCGUUCCGGAAUCGAAAGGUGGUCAAUACCCCGGACUUUACUUGUUUUCAACGAGAGCACGAAUGAUGCGACCUGUAAAAUAUCUUGCCAACGGUCGAGACGAUCAAGUUGGACCGUUUGAACAGGUUUAUAUGGAUAUUGCCUGCACUCCUGAAGAAAUUGAACCGAAUGUGUCCACGCACGUUGAGCAUGAAGCAACGAAUUUUUUAUCAAUCCUGGCCAACCUUACUCCAUUCUCCGAUUUCAAUCAGGCAUGUAGCCCUCGAAACAUCUACCAGUGCCAGAUGGGUAAACAAACCAUGGGUACUCCGUCGACGGCCCUUCAACAUCGAACAGACAACAAGCUGUACCGGCUGCAAACCGGUCAAAGCCCCGUAGUGCGCCCUGCUUUGCACAAUACAUACGCCAUGGAUGCUUUCCCUAACGGUACCAAUGCAAUCGUCGCCGUUAUUUCGUAUACAGGUUACGAUAUGGAAGAUGCCAUGAUUCUCAAUAAAUCUGGACACGAACGUGGCUUUGCUUAUGGAACAGUAUACAAAUCUCAAAUCGUCGAUCUCAAGGACAUGCGGGGGGCUUCCAAAUCCACUGCUUCACCCACUCUCCAUUUCGGUCUAGGUAAUGAUAUUCCCCUAUCUGGAGAGAAAAUGCAUCCUUGCCUGGACUUCCUUGAUUAUGAUGGUCUUCCUCACAUUGGCGCAAGAUUGGUAUCUGGAAACUACAUUGCUGCCUACGUCGACGAUACGACUGGUCGGACGAAGUUUGUCAAAUAUAAAGGCGAUGAAAUUGGAUAUGUAGAUCAAGUACGCCUUCUCGGCAGUGAUGCUGGAGAUAGCGAACUGCAAAAAAUUCACAUAACAUUGCGCAUUACCCGCGCACCUGUUAUCGGUGAUAAGUUUUCAUCGCGACACGGACAGAAAGGUGUUUGCUCUCAGAAAUGGCCUGCCAUAGAUAUGCCUUUCAGCGAGAGCGGUAUGCAACCCGACGUCAUCAUCAAUCCUCAUGCUUUCCCCUCUCGCAUGACAAUAGGCAUGUUAGUCGAAAGUAUGGCAGGCAAAGCUGGAGCUAUGCAUGGCCUUGCUCAAGAUGCCACGCCCUUCAAAUUUUCAGAAGAAGAUACCGCGAUCAACUAUUUCGGAGAACAACUAGUGGCUGCAGGGUAUAAUUAUUAUGGCAAUGAACCUAUGUACUCAGGCAUAACGGGACAAGAGUUUGCAGCAGACAUCUAUAUCGGGGUCGUCUACUACCAACGAUUACGUCACAUGGUGUUGGACAAAUUCCAAGUUCGUACAACAGGCCCUGUCGAUCCAGUAACGCGUCAACCCGUCAAGGGUCGCAAACGUGCAGGUGGUAUUCGUUUUGGAGAGAUGGAACGAGACGCGUUGAUUGCCCACGGUACAUCUUUCUUGCUACAAGACAGAUUGAUGAAUUGCUCGGAUUAUUCCACUGCAUGGGUCUGCCGAACCUGUGGGAGCCUCAUUUCUCUUGGUUACGACGAUAUUAGCCUUGGAGAGAUGGUCGUAGGAAACUCGGGUUCACUAAAGCCCACUGGACCAGGUGGGGAAUACUGCCGAGUUUGUAGGGCAGCUGCCGAAGAGCUGGAGGAACGCGAACGACAAGCAUUGGCUUCUGGUCAGAGCCUACAACCCCCACAGGCAGACCUUCGGGUGGCAAUCUCAUCACAACAUGUGCUCAACCGAGUAUCAUCAAAAGGCGGUGACCUAGAUGUCGUUGCUGUACCAUAUGUGUUUAGGUAUCUAUGCGCAGAGCUGGCAUCCAUGGGUAUCGCCGUAUCCUUGGAAGUUCGAUAG